AUGUCCGAGUCGGCGGAGGUGAUCACCGACGCCGACGUUCGAUCUGAUGUGGGUGUGAAGGCAGUUUCAGAAGCUGUUGUUGAACAUCCAUCAGUAGAUUCCUUAGCUCUAGUUCCACGGGAAGAAGGAAAGUCAGUACUCGAUUUGAUCCGAGAUAAAGCAGAUAACACUCACGGAUGUCACGUCUGCUACGAUGACUACGAAACUCCCAACAACCAACCGAGAGUACUUGCAUGUGGACACACUUACUGUACUCGAUGUGUCAUCAGUUGCAGUGCUCCGAGUGAACAACAUAACUCAAGUAUUGGCAUCAAAUGUCCGGAAUGUAGGAAGAUUAGUAUACAGGCACCUGCUACCGUUCCUGUUAAUUUUCAACUUAUGCAGCUUCUCACUGCAUUGAGUCUCAUCAAAGAGUCAGAUCCCGAUGAGUGUGAUCCACCAGAAUAUGAAAAUUUUGAGCGUCUCGGAGCACAUGUUCCUGUCAAUGAACUCAUGUCACUCUCACUCUCUGAUCUUUGUGAACACAUGAAAGCAGUUUUCAACGCGAUUCGUCUCCUCUCCCUGAAUGAUAAAAAAAUUAAAAGAAUGUCAGUUUUUAGAAAAUUUCAAACAGAAUCUCAGAAGAUCGAUGAUAUCGAAAGGAAUAUGUACAAGAUAAUUCAAAAUAUGACAAAAUUGCAAAAUGGACAGACGAUGGAAGAUGAAAAUUCGACCAAUUUAUCAUGGAAUAAUCUACAUCCAAUAAGGAACGAACGAAGGUUUAAUGAUGCAGAUUGGAUGAGGGAAAUGGUAGUAUUCCGACCAAAUAAUCCUAAUGCUCCCGUAAUCCCGCUACCUACUUUUCCUGUUGCUCAACCGCCUUCCGAUGAUCUGCGAACUGUCUCCGAGAGAGACCAAGAUGAACGAGGUCAAAGUAGGAAUAUGGCUGUUUUCCGUGAAGCACAUCUUCGAAGAGAACGAGAAAGUGCUCAAGAAAGAGAGGUUGCGACUAGAAAUGAGGCGAUAAUGAGACGUCUUUUCGAUGAUCAUUACGUUUCAAAUGACUCAGAAAUCGAUCAGUUCACUUGGUUCAGAAGUCUGUAUAGGAAUAAUGGACCGGCGAAUGGAGGACAAAUUGGAAUGGUACGAGCAUUGAAUGAGACAAGAAGAAGGAGACAAGCAGAAGAAGCAGCGAAUGCUGCGGCGCUAGAAGAAAAUAAUGAUGAAGAUGAAGAGGAAGAUGAUGAAGAUGAGGAGGAUGAAGAGGAGGAAGAGGAUGAGGAGGAAGAAGAAGAUGGGGCAGAUGAAGAAGAAGAGGAACAAGACCAAGAAGAAGAGGAGCAGGAUCAAGAAGAAGAGGAGCCACGUGACCCACAGGAGGUCCGUGUUGUAGAUAUAUCGGAUGUUCCAGAUUUCGAUUUUCAAAUGAGAGAAGAAUUACGGGAACUUGCACGUCAACAGGCACCAGAAGUUGAGUUCCCAGAAGAAGAAGAAGAAGUAGACGACGCCGCUUCAGAUGACUCCUCAUUCAUUGAUGUUCCUAUUCCAAGACCGCCACCACCAGAGGUUACAAUUGGAGAGGCUCUUACUGCGUAUCGAUUGAUUGAAGCUUUCAGACCUAGCUCGCACAGACACCUCAUCGAGAGCUACAACUUCUCCGUUUUCACACCGAACUUCGACGCUCUUCAUCAACAAAUUCUGCAACCGAAUGCUUCAGUAACCGAUGUAUUAGCCAAUGAGCAUCUUCUAGAUCUUCGUCGUGUAUGCUUCAUGGGCGGAGUCUGCAUGAAUAGUCUCCUUCGUUCCAUUCGUCAACAUAGUGCUCAAGCUCCUCCAGCCCCGCAGACACCUCCACUCACCGAACGAGUUCGUCGACAGAGACCAGCAGCAGCCGAUGAUUACAACGCUCGUCUUACUGUACUCAGAAAACGUGCAAAGGAAGCACUACGUGGAAAUCGUCCGGACCAACCAACUACUGACGAAGAAGCGAAUCUCACAGUCCGUCUAAUUGUCAAUUUGGCGAAUUCAAUGGGUGUUCGUGAUAAAUUAGAAGAGAUGCUUUCCCCACAACCACGUGUAGAUCAAAACGAAGGGUUGUUUGUGAUGAGAACGAAUGCGUCGACUCGACAGGAAAUGCUCUUCUGUACAGUAUGUCGAUGUGAUGUUCCGAUGGGAUCAAAGCAAGUUCAUUCACAAGGAAGACGUCAUAUUACUAAUCUCGCAAACCGUGCCCAAACCAGCCAACAAUAA
Messenger RNA from Caenorhabditis remanei, 2229 nucleotides. RefSeq lists its product as uncharacterized. Gene Ontology annotation, molecular function: ubiquitin protein ligase activity. Bases 1 to 2229 code for a protein of 742 amino acids. Lineage: Eukaryota; Metazoa; Nematoda; Chromadorea; Rhabditida; Rhabditidae. Gene Ontology annotation, biological process: protein ubiquitination. The transcript has 6 exons. The record is from RefSeq and is a predicted model, not a curated record.